This is a messenger RNA of Quercus robur (English oak), 651 nucleotides long. RefSeq lists its product as uncharacterized. NCBI's taxonomy places the organism in Eukaryota, Viridiplantae, Streptophyta, Magnoliopsida, Fagales, Fagaceae. The record is from RefSeq and is a predicted model, not a curated record. The transcript has a single exon. The coding region runs from base 1 to 651 and encodes 216 amino acids.
AUGACGCUAGGCCUUCAACAGCCCCCCGACGAGAUACUGUGUCGUUCCUUUCCCACCACUCUCAAAGGAGCUGCAAGGGAAUGGUUCACAAAGUUGCCAACAUCAUCCAUCGACAACUUCGAGCAGUUGAGCAACACUUUCUUGCAUCACUUCAUUGGGGGGCAGCGUCCUAAGAGGCCAGUGGACCACUUACUCACCAUUAAGCAGGGAGAAAAGAAAACCUUAAGGUCAUACGUGAAAUGCUUUACUCGGGAGACCCUCGAGGUAGACGAAGCUGAUGACAAAGUAAAGCUGAUGGCCUUCAAAAUAGGACUGAGAUCCAGAGAUCUCGUGGCUUCACUCGUGAAAAACCCUCCAAAGACGAUGGCAGAAAUGCUCCUAAAAGCACAAAAGUACAUGAAUGCUGAAGACACUUUAGAAGCCAUAAAGGAUGUAGAGAAGCCAGGAGACAAAGGAAGAAAGGAUGACAAGCGUAGGGGUCAAAAGAGGAAGCGCCCAGAUCGUCAGCAUAAUGACGGGAACAGAAGAAAAGAAGAUAAAGGUCCUCGAACGGUAAAAUUUACCCCUCUAGUUAUGCCUGUUGACAAAAUUUUAAUGCAGAUUAAGGACGAGCACUAUCUCAAAUGCCUAAGACCAUUACUCAUCCCCUAA